This is a messenger RNA of Temnothorax curvispinosus, 6098 nucleotides long. Its product is annotated as transducin beta-like protein 3. Gene Ontology annotation, cellular component: membrane; small-subunit processome; 90S preribosome. NCBI's taxonomy places the organism in Eukaryota, Metazoa, Arthropoda, Insecta, Hymenoptera, Formicidae. Bases 175 to 3909 code for a protein of 1244 amino acids. Gene Ontology annotation, molecular function: extracellular ligand-gated monoatomic ion channel activity; transmembrane signaling receptor activity; U3 snoRNA binding. The transcript has 23 exons. The record is from RefSeq and is a predicted model, not a curated record. Gene Ontology annotation, biological process: monoatomic ion transmembrane transport; endonucleolytic cleavage to generate mature 5'-end of SSU-rRNA from (SSU-rRNA, 5.8S rRNA, LSU-rRNA); endonucleolytic cleavage in 5'-ETS of tricistronic rRNA transcript (SSU-rRNA, 5.8S rRNA, LSU-rRNA).
ACCCAUGGAUGUAAUGGCGCUGCUGUAAGCGUCCCACGAAAAUCGUCGGCAUUGCGUCUCUCUCCGACUUCUCUCGUUUCUAGCAUUUUAUCACGUGUAUUUGAUCUGUUCAGUAAAUUGGCAUGAAUGUAAUGUAAUUAAAAAAUUAAUUUUUCUUCUUGAGCGAUAAUAAAAAUGAGUAAAGCUAACCUUAAGGAAACAUUCGAAGUAGAAUGCAGGCAUGGAGCGUUUUAUACUGGCGGUAAUAUACAAUGGAAUGCGAACGCGGAGUAUUUAUUUUGCCAGAAAGGAGACACCGUGUCCAUGCUAUCUAUGAGUAAAGGCUCCGUGAUAUCGUCACUGGGUAUAACAGAGGCUGACCAACAGGAGGAUACGAUAAAUUGUUUUGCUCUUUGUAAUGAAGAUACAGGCAUAAUCACUUAUCACAAAAGUGGACUGUUCAAAUUAUGGGAUUGGAAAACUAGUAAGUUAACAAAACUAUGGAAAUCUAUUCAUAAAGGACCUGUAAUGCGAAUAACUCUUUCAAAUAAUGAUGUUUUAAUGGCAUCUGGUGGAAGCGAUGGAACUGUCAGAUUAUGGGAUUUGCAACAUCACGCAUGUACACACAGUCUCAGAGGAAUACAGGGAGUAAUCAGCAUAUUAGAAUUUCAUCCAAAUAGGGAAAAAUCACUUCUGUUUGGCGCUGGUGAUAAUACAAAGAUCUAUGGUUGGGACAUUGCUACUGGACAAGAAAAAAUUAUUCUUUCUGGACACUUUAGUAAAGUCACAUCACUUAACUUUCACGAAAAUGGAAAUUAUUUAGUCAGUUCAGGAAGAGAUCGAGUGCUAAUUUUAUGGGACAUAUUGACUGGAACGUCAAUACGUGUUUUACCAGUAUACGAAGGAAUUGAGGGGACUUUUAUAAUACCUGCGAAAUGUCUGCCGGCAUUUAUUAAAUCGCGUAAAAGCGAUGGCAUAUACAUUGCUUCAGCUGGUGAAAAAGGUGUUGUUAAAAUCUGGGAGAUGACAACAGGCAAGCAGAUUUAUGUGCAGGACGAUUCUUUAGUACCGCCGGCUAAGGAAGAAGGGGGCUUAUCAAUUACACAUUUACUUUACAAUAGCAUCCAUAAUAUUUUUGCUGUGGUGUCUGUUGAUCAUAACAUAAUUAUUCAUUCAUUGGAAUUAUUUGAAUGCAAAAAGCAAUUGGUAGGCUACAGCGAUGAAAUUCUAGAUGUUGCGUAUCUUGGAGAUAACGACAGUCAUCUCGCAAUUGCGACCAAUAGUUGUGAGAUAAAACUUUAUGAAAUUCUCUCUAUGAAUUGUCAACUAUUGUGCGGUCAUACUGACAGCGUUUUGGCACUCGCUACGACCCUAGCAAAUGUAAAUCUGCUUGUGUCUUCUGCUAAGGAUAAUAGUGUUCGCGUAUGGCUAUUGGAUAAAGAGACAUCGAGGAUGUCUUGCAUUGGACAUGCUGUUAGGCAUACAGCGUCGAUUAGUUCUGUUGCAAUAUCUCAGACAUCACUUAAAUUCUUCAGCACUGUUGCUCAAGAUUCAUGCCUGAAACUGUGGGAAUUACCCAACAAUCUCGAAUUACAUGAUCAAGCUUUAUCAUUAAAUACAAGCUGUACAAUAUUAGCGCACCAAAAAGAGAUAAACUGUGUAACCAUCUCACCAAAUGACAAACUGAUCGCUACAGCGUCGCAAGAUAAGACUGCUAAGUUGUGGUCCACUGAGAAUUUGGAAUUGCUCGGUGUGUUUCACGGUCACCGGAGAGGCGUAUGGUGCGUUCGAUUCUCGCCGAUUGAUCAAGUGCUCUUAACAACAUCCGCUGACUGUACCAUGAAACUGUGGUCUUUAACGGAACUUAAUUGUCUGAAGACGUUUGAGGGACAUGAAUCUUCCGUUUUAAGAGGAGAAUUUCUGUCGCGCGGUAUGCAACUAAUUACGUCGGGCGGAGACGGUCUUCUGAAAUUGUGGAAUAUCAAAACAUCCGAGUGCGUAUCUACCUUGCACCAACAUGAAAGCCACGUUUGGACACUCGCAGUCACCAAGGAUCAGAAACAUAUUAUUAGCGGGGGUAGCGAUUCGUUGUUGGUUAUUUGGAGAGAUGUAACUGAAGAAAGGAAAGCACGAGCCGCGUCGGAAAAAGCGCAGCUUGUGCUCGAGGAGCAAAAGUUGGCCAAUUUACUAAAAGCUGAACAACUGCAGACUGCGUUACAGUUGGCUCUAAAGCUAGAGCGACCGUCACAAGUUCUCAAGAUUGUAGAAGCUAUAUUGAAGAAAGGAUACCACGAGUUUGCAGAAAUAAUAAAGGAAUUAAAACCAUUCCGCAAGGAAUCGCUACUCAGGUGUGCAGUUACAUGGAAUAUGAAUAGCCGGAACUCACAUGCUGCUCAGGCGGUUAUAAGUGCCUUAAUAACAGAGAUCGGGAUGCAGGAGCUGCAGACAUCGGACUUAUUUUCCACUCUGGAAGUUAUGAUUCCCUAUACCGAUAGACAUUUUAAAAGAUCGGGAAAUUGCCCAUCAUUUGGCAGUUCCAUGACACAAACGGAACUCCUGCAAGAAUUGGCGAAUGAAUGUCGUUACGAUAAGAUGGUCAGGCCGCCCGGGGUGAUUAAUGAGACGGAUCCGAUCAGAAUUUACACCAGAGCUUUUAUCUACACGAUAAAGUCCAACAUGGCAAAAACUCUGCAAUUUGAUGUGCAUCUAAUGCUGCAGUUUCGAUAUCUGGAUAAACGGCUUAAAUUCGCGGAUAUAGCUCCUUAUUUGACUCAAAUAUACGGCGGUCAGAAUGCUCACGAGAUGAUUUGGACGCCUACUGUAUACGUCGCCAACGAGCGCACUUCGGCCGUAAUGGGAAAUGGCGUCAAAGACUUACUCAUCUCUAUCAGUUCUUAUGGCACGGUCAUGUUAAACACUAGAUUGGAAACCACCCUCAACUGCGGCCUACGAUUAGAAAAGUUCCCAUUCGACGUGCAAGAGUGUCCACUGGUAUUCGAAAGUUGGACUCACAAUGUAGACGACAUGGUGUUAGACUGGGAUGAAUAUCCGAUUGUCAUCGCGGAUAAUUUAUAUCUGACCGAGUACAAACUUGUGGACACGUGGGUUAAUCGCUCCGGAGUAUCCUAUACUCCAUCGCAACAUCAUUAUGCUGGCAAUUUUAGCUCGAUAAACAUUACGUUCAAACUGGCCCGUGAAAUGGGAUUCUUCAUGAUGGAUUAUUACGUGCCGUCUAUAUUGAUUGUGGUGGUUUCAUGGGUGUCUUUUUGGUUGCACCAAGACGCGAGCGCGCCGCGAAUAGUUUUAGGAACAAAUACUAUCUUAGCAUUUAUGACACUUGCAUCGAAAGUCGAAAAUUCGUUGCCGAAAGUCUCUUACAUAAAAGCGAGCGAAAUUUGGUUUUUGGGCUGCACGAUAUUUCUGUUCGCGGCAAUGGUCGAGUUUGCCUUUGUCAAUACCAUAUACAGGAGGAAAAAAAAUGUACCGUUGAAAAAGGUCAACAGCAAGUACAUUCUUAAGUCUACCCUGACACCGCGAUUGGCAAGAAAACAAUUUCAGAAGAAUACAACCGGUUUGGAACGAUCGCGAUCAUGGUCGUCAUUAGAUAAUGCGAAUACAAACAAUGAACAAGAUUUCACAAGUCAGAAUUAUCUCACCGUACACAGUUUUCCGAGCACGAUCAACAUUCCAUCGGUAAGAAUAGAAGAGGAUAAGGAUCCGGAUUAUUCCGUUGGUAGUAUCACAACCAUCGACAGUACUCCGCCGGUGACUAAGCCGUUUUCACGCAGGCCGACUCUGGCCAAGUUACACAAUUUCACGACAAUGACACCUCAGCAGAUCGCUCAGUGGAUCGAUAAACGCAGCAGGAUAGUAUUUCCCGUAUCAUUCAUCAUAUUCAAUGUUUUUUAUUGGUCUUUUAUAUGGAUCUGAAAUCGCGCUGUGCAAUGAAUUUCAGUCGAAUUUCCUUAUUUUCAAUACAAAUAGUCAAAUCUGUCGUAAACAGAUUUUGUAAGUGUUUACUGACAAACUAUGUCGGCAAAAUGCCAGCAAGAAUAUAACAAAAUAUAUGUUAACAAAAUAUGAUGAGAGAUUGACUGAAGAAACCGAACAGAGUCUGUAAAUUUCGUAUUUAAAUGAUUAUGAACAGAUUUUGUUUGAUUUCUGCUGGCAAUUUGUAAUCGAAUUAUGUCAGCAGGCUCUACUAGCAAAACACGAGCUUAAUGCGGAUACAGUUGAUACCAAUCUAUUGCAAUAUCCUGCUCGAAUUAGAUGACAAAUAACUGCUAACAUUAUACUGUUAACAGUUUGUUACCGGGAGCACAUCCUUUGUGGGAUUAAACCUCUUAUUCUUUUCUCUUAAUAUCUUUUUUCUUACUCUAUUCUAGCACAUGUAGAAUGAAAGUAUCUUUUUGCCCAUAAUUGCAAUAAUAUUUCCAUUUUCCACACAUGUGACUAAUUGUAAACAGCAAAUAUGAAAUAGUAGGGAAGUAACACAAGACAUAUUAAGCAUCCAAUAAUUAAGAGCGCUAAGAAUAGGAAAGUUCAACUGAAUUUAACUUGGUGAAUACGUUCCCUGCACAAUGAAAUUUGAAACGGUGAGAAUAUAUAAAGACGGAACGCUGAGACGAUAUCAACGAAGUAUUGCGAAUGAAAAAUCGCAAAGUUCUAAGAGAUUUAAUCGUGCAACAGUUUGUUAGUGUCUAAAAUUUCUAUGUUUAAAAGUUGUUAACAUAUUUCCUAUUGGCGCAACAAAUAACAAAUAUAUAAUCUCUACAAAAUAGAACUAGGAAAGUAGGACAUCUCCAUUUUUUUCUACGUAACAUCUGUAUCAAUAUAUGCUAGUUUUCAUUGUUUGUAAUUUAUGCAAAAUUCUUUACAAGUUAGAUCGAAGGUAUGUGAUCGUCGUAUAAUAUACUUCGUAUGUUAAAUAAUUUGAUGUUUUUUGAAGAAAUUCUAAUAUUGUAACUUCGGUGAUGCGAUAUGAGAAUAAUUUUCAAAAGUUUUUUUUAAAAUAAUAGUACAAAUUGCAAAUAUUGGUGCAACUAAUUUUCUUUGAGUUAAUAAUAAAAACAGGGUAUGUAGUGGAGACACAUUACACAUAAAUUAAUUUAAUAUUGUCAUUAAUUUCAUAUAUGUAUAGUAUAUAUGAUUACUAAAAGUUAGAUAUUGUAUUAGAUUAGACAUAGUUGUAAGUAGAAAUUAAUUUUAAAGAGUGAUGGCAAAAAGACCUGUUUUUUCGCUCAUUUCUUGGGCGAAAUUCGGGACCUCGAAUUUCAAACUUUUUUUUUAUGCCAAAUAGUACUAUUAGAUGAAACAUUAAUCCUAGUAAAAUUUUAAGACGAGCAUAGGCACGGUUCCGGAGAUACAAGGGAGUGAAAAUACGGAAUAUCGAAAAUUUGUAUAAGGGUAACUUUGUCAUUUUUAGAGAUAUUUUAAAUCCGUAAGCGGGUGCUGUUUCGGAAUCGUUUGUACUCGAUUCUGAAACAGCACCUGCUUGUAAAUUUAAAAUAUCUCUAAAAAUGGUGAAGAUAGCUCUUACUCCAAUUUUGAAAAUUCGGUACAAUCACCCCCUUAAGGGUACAAACAAAACUGGCGGUGGUACAAACGGGUACAAACGAUUCUGAAACAGCACCCGCUUGCGGAUUUACAAUAUCUCCAAAAAUGACAAAGUUACCUUUAUAUUACGAAUUUUUGAUAUCCCGUAUUUUCACCCCUUUCAUCUCCGGAACCGUGCCUAUGCUCAUCUUGAAAUUUUACUGGAAUUAAUGUUUUAUAUAAUAGUACUAUUUGCCAUGAAAAAAAGUUUGAAAUUCAAGGUCCCAAAAAUGGGCGAAAUUUGCCAUCACUCUUUGUAAUAUAUUAUACUAUAUUUCUGUACAAAUAAGUCUCACAUUUUCUAUCAGAUAUUUCAUAUCUCUAAUAGUGUUCAUAAUUCGAAAACUAAAAGAUUUUGCGUUCUGAAUCUUUUAUGUUGGUCUUUGCUGCAAAAAGAAAGAAGUUAAAAGCUGACAAUAAGUCUCGUCGCGUCAAAGUUAUCAGAAUUGUACUCGUUUCUUUUAUAUCACAUUGUAUACAUACAGUCAUAUUUUUAUUAGAAACAAUAAAUCACCGAAAUUUGA